AAACCCUAAAAACCCUAAAUCGAGUUCCUCGCUCAAGAAAGGCAGCUGAGGCUAGCUGAGCGGAGCUCGGAGAGAGCAAGAUGGAAGAAGCCAUGGAUAUGGAAGUGGAAGGACGACAGUCUCCGUCCAGCUCAGAGCCGAAAGACUUUUCCUUCCGAAGAUUGGGGCUCAGAAAUUCGAUCCAGACGAACUUCGGCGACGACUACGUCUUUGAAAUUACUCCCAAGUUUGAUUGGUCGCUAAUGGGGGUAUCGUUGUCGUCGAAUAUGGUGAAACUGUAUUCCCCGACGACGGGUCAGUACUCUGGAGAGUGCAGGGGUCACUCCGAAACCAUCAAUGGCAUUUCAUUCUCGGGGCCAUCCAGUCCCCAUGUCUUGCACUCUUGCUCUUCCGAUGGCACCAUCCGAGCUUGGGACACCAGGUCUUUUAAAGAGGUUUCAUGCAUAAGUGCCGGCCCCUCACAGGAGAUCUUCAGCUUUUCAUUUGGUGGUUCAAGUGACAGUCUUCUUUCUGCUGGAUGUAAAUCUCAGAUAAUCUUUUGGGAUUGGAGAAACAAAAAGCAGGUUGCAUGUUUAGAAGAUUCCCAUGUGGAUGAUGUUACCCAGGUGCACUUUGUCCCUCACCAUCAAAAUAAGCUUAUUUCCGCUUCAGUGGAUGGGCUGAUAUGUGUAUUUGAUACGGCCGGAGACAUCAGUGAUGAUGAGCAUCUGGAAUCGGUAAUUAAUGUGGGAACUUCAAUUGGGAAAGUGGGUAUAUUUGGACAGACAUUCGAAAAGCUCUGGUGUUUGACGCAUAUUGAGACCUUAAGCGUUUGGGACUGGAAAGACGGAACAAAUGAAGCCAACUUUGAAGAUGCCCGAACAUUAGCAUCUAAUAGCUGGUCACUAGAUCACGUUGAUUAUUUUGUAGACUGUCACUCGGCCGAAGAAGGUGAAGGCCUGUGGGUUAUUGGUGGCUCGAAUGCUGGAACUUUAGGGUACUUCCCUGUAAAGCACGAGGGAGGGGCAGCGAUAGGAUCCCCAGAGGCUGUUCUUGGAGGUGGCCACUCGGAUGUAGUUAGGAGCAUAUUGCCUAUGUCGGGCAUGGCAGGGACAAGUUCCAAAACCCGAGGCAUUUUCGGAUGGACAGGUGGCGAGGAUGGUCGCUUGUGUUGCUGGCUUUCUGAUGACUCUCCCGCUACAAGUCGAUCGUGGAUGUCAAGCAAUCUGAUCUUAAGGUCAUCAAGAAGUCACCACAAGAAAAAUAGGCACCAUCCUUAUUAGCUUUCCAUCAGAUUUGCUUGUUUUGUUCUCAUGUAUCACUCCGCAUCAACAUGUGCCGAUCGACCUGUAUUUGAUUGAUUUUUUGAAGUACACGACACAGCGACCUGUGCUUGUAUAUCUUUUAUUUCUCCAUCAUUAAGGUCAAAUACCUUCUAGCAGGAUUAA
Messenger RNA from Rhodamnia argentea, 1427 nucleotides. RefSeq names its product WD repeat-containing protein GTS1. The record is from RefSeq and is a predicted model, not a curated record. NCBI's taxonomy places the organism in Eukaryota, Viridiplantae, Streptophyta, Magnoliopsida, Myrtales, Myrtaceae. The coding region runs from base 81 to 1262 and encodes 393 amino acids. Gene Ontology annotation, molecular function: protein binding. The transcript has 8 exons.